UCAGUUUUCGAACGAAUUCUUGCUAAGUGGAUGUCUCUCACUGACAGAAAUAAUUAGCAAAUUCAGUGAAAUCCGGUAUUCAUAUAAAGAGAGUCAUGGCAUCGCAAGUGGCAAAAUCUUUUAUAAAAGCAACUCGUCCUACUUCCACCGCGAAAUUCGAUACUGCCAGGCGAGCUCUCAGUGUCGGAGCAGCUUUACAACAGAAGAAGACGCUGUCUGAUAAGACCGGCAAGAAUGUAGUACUUGUGGACGGAGUCAGAACACCAUUCUUGGUUUCGUUUACCGACUACGCCAAGAUGAUGCCACAUGAACUGGCCAGGCAUUCAUUACUUGGCCUGCUCCAGAAAACCGGUGUAUCCAAGGACGUUAUAGACUACAUUGUCUAUGGCACAGUCAUCCAGGAGGUGAAGACAUCCAACAUUGGACGGGAAGCUGCUCUGGCUGCCGGUUUUAGUGACAAGACCCCGGCUCACACCGUCACAAUGGCUUGCAUAUCAUCCAACCAAGCUAUUACUACUGGCGUGGGCAUGAUAGCAGCCGGCGCCUACGAUGUGAUCGUGGCUGGUGGAGUGGAGUUCAUGUCGGACGUGCCCAUCCGACACUCGCGCAAGAUGCGGGCCUUGCUGCUGCGGCUGAACCGGGCCAAGACUCCGGCUCAGAGGCUCUCGUUGAUAGCCAGCAUUCGACCUGAUUUCUUUGCACCUGAGCUGCCGGCCGUGGCCGAGUUCUCGUCGGGCGAGACGAUGGGCCACAGCGCGGACCGGCUGGCGGCCGCGUUCGGCGCGUCGCGCGCGGAGCAGGACGAGUACGCGCUGCGCUCGCACAAGCUGGCGGCCGCCGCGCAGCAGGCCGGGUACUUCACCGACCUCAUCCCCGUCAAAGUGGAAGGUAAGGACGCUUUGGUCGAGAAAGACAACGGGAUCCGAGUGUCGACUCCGGAGCAGCUCGCCAAGCUGAGGCCGGCUUUCAUCAAGCCACACGGCACCGUCACUGCCGCCAACGCCUCCUUCCUCACGGACGGCGCGUCGGCGUGUCUCGUCAUGUCGGAGGCGAAGGCCAAGGAGCUCGGUCUGAAGCCCAAGGCCUAUGUCCGGGACUUCACCUAUGUUGCUCAAGACCCCGUGGACCAGCUGCUGCUCGGACCCGCCUACGGCAUCCCCAAGAUCCUGGACAAAGCCGGACUCAAGCUCAGCGACAUCGACACCUGGGAGAUUCACGAGGCUUUUGCUGGUCAAAUUUUGUCCAACUUGAAGGCACUGGACUCUGAUUGGUUCGCUCAGACUUAUCUUGGACGUCAAUCUAAGGUGGGUUCUCCCGAUUUAGACAAAUGGAACAAAUGGGGUGGUUCCCUGUCUAUUGGUCAUCCCUUCGCAGCCACUGGGGUGCGACUGGCUAUGCACACUGCGCAUAGACUCGUGCGCGAAGACGGCCAGAUCGGACUGAUCUCCGCGUGCGCGGCCGGCGGGCAGGGAGUCGCCAUGCUCCUGGAGAGGCAUCCCGACGCUACACCCAACUAGACCAUCGCAGGAGAGUAACGAUGCGUAUAAUAUUCAAUUUUCUACAGAAUCUAUAGUAUAUAUAGUGCGAUUUUUAUAAGAAUAAAAUUAUAUUUGAAUUUACUAGUUCAGAUUGUGCGUAUGUCACGAACGGA
This is a messenger RNA of Nymphalis io (European peacock), 1651 nucleotides long. RefSeq names its product trifunctional enzyme subunit beta, mitochondrial (gene Mtpbeta). Bases 96 to 1517 code for a protein of 473 amino acids. The transcript is spliced from 12 exons. Gene Ontology annotation, biological process: fatty acid beta-oxidation. The record is from RefSeq and is a predicted model, not a curated record. Gene Ontology annotation, molecular function: acyltransferase activity, transferring groups other than amino-acyl groups. Lineage: Eukaryota; Metazoa; Arthropoda; Insecta; Lepidoptera; Nymphalidae.